This is a messenger RNA of Oldenlandia corymbosa var. corymbosa, 2222 nucleotides long. The record is from the annotation of a GenBank genome assembly. Lineage: Eukaryota; Viridiplantae; Streptophyta; Magnoliopsida; Gentianales; Rubiaceae.
CAAGAUUGAAAUUUGAUGCUUAAGAAUUGCCCAAACUUGAUUAUGUUUUGUGUAGUUUGACAGUUCCCUCUUGUAUGUUGUCUUAUUAAAGGGUAUGUGCAUCUGGUCGUUUCUUGGAUUAUAUUAGUCUUCAGUCUGGUUGUAGUUAAAAGGCCAUUUGAUGUAAAAGAAUACUAAUUUACAAAGUGAAAGUUUUGAACUUUAAGCAAAACGGAGGAAAGACAUAAGAAAGAUUGUUAGUCCAAAUGACUUCGUUGUAUCUCCAAAGCGGACGAAUUCCUUUUUGAACACUAAAUUGCCCUGUGGUUCUAAUGCGAGUUAAAGAGAUAAAUUAACUUUUGUUGGUUUUCCGUUUCUUUGCUAUUAAUCUAGGUAAAAGCUGCAUAGGUUCCAUUGAAGCAAUGGAAGUUUACUGGCCUAGUAAUUUAAGCUAAUCUCUUGCCUUUAUGCUCAUAGAAUUUAAUGAUUGAGUUAUGAAAUUACUCUCAAUUUAUGUGGACGAGUCUGUUAGGUAAUCAAUGGGAAUUCCAGAUGAUAACAAAAGGUGGAUUUGGAUUAUAUUAGCCAGACGCUGGCAUCUGAAUUCGUGUUAUCUAGUUUCUGUUGUUUAGCCUUUGUAUAAAAAAUCUUUCUUUUAGUGGUUAUGAACUUCCCAACACAGCUUUUUCCAAACCGUAAUAUUUACACGCAGAAUGAAUGAAUAUUCUUAUUCCUUGACAUAGUGGUUGGUGUGGAAUAGACUCUAUUUCUCACUUUGCAAAUGUUCGCCACUUUGCAACUAUUUGGAGAAAAUGAAAUUAAGGUUAUUCUUACUAGAAUAUUUUAUCAUUUCUGUUUCUUGGCUGGUGCAAUUGGUAGUAAUAUUUUUCCAGUGCUCGUAGAUUUCCUGUUUCUUUGUGAUCUGUCAGUGAGGGAGGGGGCCUUCUUCAGAAGGUAUGGCUAUUACCAAGGAUGGUACAAGUCCAAGAAUUUUGAGAUUCUUAUGAUUUUAAUGCAUAAAUCUCGGAUCAUUCCUGAUUUCAAGUAAAUUGAAAUUGCAGGUGAAUAAUCAGAUAAAUCGCGAUGUACUUUGAUCUUGAUAUUCAGAUUUAAAUUAAAAUAUUGAUGUCUACUUUACUUAGCACUCUAUAAUUUCAGCAAAAGUUUAUUCCUUGAGUUUUUGCCAAUAGGGGGUUGCCACAUGAUUCCCUCUCCCCCUCUCUCAGUUGCUGAUAGGUGCUUUCCUUCAACUAGCAUAAAACGAUUGACUUUGUAAAUUGUCAGUUUUGUGUUCUGAAACUUAUACUAUGUCCUUCAUGCUUGCAGAUGAGUGGAGGGGAUCUUGGAGUGUCUGCUUUUCCUGAAGGCGAAAAUAUAUUUACAUGGGUUGGCACCAUUGAGGGUGGUAAAGGAACUAUGUAUGAUGGCCUAUCUUACAAGCUUUCUUUACGUUUUCCAAUCGAUUAUCCUUUCAAGCCUCCGCAAGUAAAGUUCGAGACAAUGUGUUUCCAUCCAAAUGUUGAUCAGUAUGGGAAUAUCUGCUUGGACAUUUUACAGGACAAGUGGUCUUCAGCUUAUGAUUGCAGAACAAUUCUUCUAUCAAUACAGAGUCUGUUAGGAGAACCCAAUAAUGAAAGUCCUCUCAACAGCUCGGCUGCGGCACUUUGGAAGAUUCCCGAAGAUUAUAGGAAGAUGGUCCGGAAAUAUCAUAUGAGUGGAGAAGCAUUUGAGAGCUGAUUGGCAUUAUAUUCGUGUCUAGAAGACGGUAGUCCGCAAUCUCCACCGCUUGCAGCAAGCCUCUGUAGCACACUAUAUUUCCUGCUUUUGAUAGAGAGGUAGGACUUUCCACAUAUGAUGUAGAGAAACGUUCUGUGAAAAGUUACAAUUUUAGAGCAUGAUUCUGCUCUGAUGAGUCCUUGUAAAUUAUUUGGAACCUAUAUCUUCGUGUAUAAUUCAUGUUCUCUGUCUGCUCUGCAAACAAUUUGUUUUGUUGAUGUUAUUACAACUGUAACCUACAUGUCUGAUGUAUAGUUCGUUCAUAUGGAGGCGAAAAAUGCAUUCUUGAAACUAUUUUUUCUAAUGGUUUGGAACGCAUACGCUGUGUUGUGUAUGCAGAAUUGUAUUUAUUGAAGUAAAAUGGUUCUUCCAGAAAGGGUCAAUAAUAAUAAAAGUUCCAUCCAACAAAAUCAAUUUUCUCACUUUGUGGUUAUUAAUAUUUAUAAAUGAAACGAAUGGAACAAGAC